Molecule: messenger RNA, 3440 nt
Organism: Sorghum bicolor (sorghum)
Lineage: Eukaryota; Viridiplantae; Streptophyta; Magnoliopsida; Poales; Poaceae
Product: pentatricopeptide repeat-containing protein At2g22410, mitochondrial
Exons: 4
Coding region: 50-2002 (650 amino acids)
Biological process (GO): RNA modification
Molecular function (GO): RNA binding; protein binding
Source: RefSeq, a predicted model, not a curated record
GGGAGGCCUUGAUUCCUGCCGGUCUGCCGCCUCCCGACUGCCCAAAACGAUGCCUCCGCCUUCCCGCCUGCUGGUCCUCCUCCGCGGCGCCGCCGUCCACCCGCCGCCGUUCCGCGCCCUUCUGAAGCUCCACGCGCACCUCCUCGUCUCCGGCGUCCUCUCCUCCCACUCCACCUCUCCCUUCAGCGACCGCCUCGUCGCCGCUUUUGCCCUCUCCGACCCGGCCUCCCCACGCCCGCUUCUCCACGCGCUUGCCAUCCUCGCUUCCCUCCCAUCCCCGCCGGACUCUGCAUCCCCCUACAAUGCCGCGUUCCGCGCGCUCUCCCUCUGCCCCCAUCGUCAUCUCGUGGAUCGCCACUGCCUCCCGCUCUACCGCGCCCUCCUCUGCUCCAGUUCCGCGCGCCCUGAUCACCUCACCUUCCCAUUCCUGCUCAAGGCCUGCGCGCGCCUGCAGUACAGGCCGUACGGUGCCGCGGUUCUUGGACAUGUGCAGAAACUGGGGUUCAGCGCUGACGUCUUCGUGGUGAACGCCGGGGUGCAUUUCUGGUCUGUUAGUGGGUCCAUGGUUCUUGCCCGCAGGUUGUUCGAUGAAAGUCCCGCCAGGGACGUGGUCUCGUGGAAUACACUGAUUGGUGGGUACGUGAGGAGUGGCCUCCCGCGGGAGGCGCUAGAGUUAUUUUGGAGGUUGGUGGAAGACGGCAAGGCAGUGAGGCCUGAUGAGGUCACUAUGAUCGGGGCAGUGUCGGGAUGUGCACAGAUGGGGGAUUUGGAGCUCGGGAAGAGGCUGCAUGAGUUUGUGGACAGUAAAGGGGUGAGGUGCACGGUGAGGCUGAUGAAUGCGGUGAUGGAUAUGUAUGUCAAGUGUGGCAGUUUAGAGUUAGCAAAGUCGGUGUUUGAAAGGAUCGACAACAAAACUGUUGUUUCUUGGACAACCAUGAUCGUGGGACAUGCGAGGCUGGGGAUGAUGGAGGAUGCUCGGAUGCUGUUCGAUGAGAUGCCUGAAAGGGAUGUAUUCCCAUGGAAUGCUCUGAUGGCUGGUUAUGUACAGAAUAAGCAGGGCAAGGAGGCUAUUGCGCUGUUCCAUGAGAUGCAGGAAUCAAAGGUGGAUCCUAAUGAGAUCACCAUGGUUAAUCUCCUAUCUGCUUGUUCGCAGCUUGGAGCAUUAGAAAUGGGGAUGUGGGUCCACCAUUACAUUGACAGACAUCAGCUUUAUCUUAGUGUUGCACUUGGCACAUCUCUAGUUGACAUGUAUGCAAAGUGUGGCAACAUCAAGAAGGCGAUCUGUAUUUUCAAAGAAAUCCCAGAUAAAAAUGCACUCACAUGGACAGCAAUGAUAUGUGGUCUUGCAAAUCAUGGACAUGCUGAUGAGGCCAUAGAAUACUUCCAGAGAAUGAUAGAUCUUGGAUUGCAGCCAGAUGAGAUAACAUUUAUAGGGGUUCUGUCAGCUUGUUGCCAUGCUGGUUUGGUUAAAGAAGGUCGUCAAUUUUUCUCCCUAAUGCAUGAGAAAUACCACCUUGAGAGGAAAAUGAAACAUUAUUCAUGUAUGAUAGACUUGCUAGGCAGAGCAGGACAUUUAGAUGAAGCAGAACAGCUUGUAAACACCAUGCCUAUGGAUCCUGAUGCAGUAGUUUGGGGUGCUCUUUUCUUUGCUUGUAGGAUGCAUGGUAACAUCACUCUUGGUGAGAAGGCAGCAAUGAAAUUGGUAGAACUUGACCCAAGUGAUAGUGGAAUCUACGUGUUAUUGGCUAACAUGUAUGCAGAGGCAAAUAUGAGGAAGAAGGCCGACAAAGUGAGGGUUAUGAUGAGGCACUUGGGAGUGGAGAAGGUUCCUGGAUGUAGUUGCAUUGAGCUGAAUGGUGUGGUUCAUGAAUUUAUCGUAAAAGAUAAGUCCCAUUUGGACACUAUUGCAAUUUAUGACUGCUUACAUGGGAUUACAUUACAAAUGAAGCAUACUGCAAACCUGAUUGACAUUUCAGAAACUGGCAUCAUGUCGCAUCUUUAGUCCAGAAACUACAUCUAGUUCUAAAAAAUGGUGCGUUCAGUUGUAUCACAUAGUCACAUGGUGAAUUGUGUCAUCUGCUAGGCAAUAAGCCUCUCACUGCCAUCAAUCAUGUGAUGAAGUUCCUAUCAGUGAUGCUGAAGGGAAUACCAGAAACUAGAAGAACAGUGAUAACAGAGACUAACAACUAUCAAUAUGUCCUUUUCAUAAGGUCUUGAACUUUGUAAGCCUGCCUGAAAAUUUUCUUGUGCUUAUGAUUGAGGAUGUUAGGAUGUACUUUUCACGCUUGCAGGGACAGCCUGUACCCUGUAGUCCCAAAAGCAGUCUCAUUGGUGUUUGCUGCCUGCUGGUAACAUGGAGGGUACAAUAUAUAGGCAAGGAUCAUGUAGGGUUUAUAGAACACACUUAAUCAACGGAGAUCCUUGCCUAAUCUGAGAUCAACUACUAUAAUACCCAAGAGGUAGCCCAGCCACAAGGCGUGGGUGCCAAGGCCCAUGGCCGGCCCUAUAGGCGCUAGUCUAACAUGCCCCUGCAGUCGAAUCGUCAGCCACCCUACAUGUUCAGACUAGACCUGAACUCCGCGAAUGCCGAAGAGGGAAGUCCCUUAGUGAAGAUGUACGCAUAUUGUGAAGAGGUUGGAACAUGCAGGACAUGAAAAUCACCAACUGCAACUCGCUCCCCGACGAAGUGAAGAUCGAUCUCAAUGUGUUUAAUCCGCUGACGCUAAACUGGGUUGGGGGACAUGUAGAUGGCACUGAUGUUGUCAUAGAACACCACUGUGGCGCGCCGUAGAGGGGCGUGCAGCUCUAGGAAGGAGGGGAAGGGCCGAGCACGGCAAAGAAGGGCUCCGACGUACCAUGAAAGUAGAUAUGGGAGUAAGAGAUUGAUUCAUAUGUGUACAGGAGGGUACAACAUAUAAGCAAGGAUCAUGUAGCGUUUGUAGAACACACCCAAUCAACGGAGAUCCUUGCCUAAUCUGAGAUCAACUACUAUAAUACCCAAGAGGUAGCCUAGCCACAAGGCGUGGGCGCCAAGGCCCAUGGCCGGCCCUAUAGGCGCAACACUUCCCUUCCAAGUUAUAGUUCACCUUAACUUUUCUUAAGUUAAACUUAUCUAACUUUAACCAAGUUUAAGAAAAACAAGAUUUUAGUUAAGCCAUGGUUUUUGAGGCAUCGCCUAGGCAUUGAGGCAUACCCUAGGCACCACAAGGUUUUUAUUACGCCAUAUUUCCUAGGCGACACCUAGAAGGCGUCUAGGCAUCCGGGCAUACCCCAAGCGCCACAUGACACCACAAUGCCUCAAAAACCAUGAGUUAAACUAAUUUGAUAUUGUAGAUGUUGAUGCAUUUUUGGCCUUGUUUAGUUCCCAAAAAAAAUUGCAAAAAAAUUAGAUUCCCUGUCACAUCGAAUCUUGCUGCGCAUGCAUGGAACAUUAAAUAUAG